Mytilus trossulus (common blue mussel) is the source of this 5167-nucleotide messenger RNA. RefSeq names its product advillin-like. The coding region runs from base 554 to 3358 and encodes 934 amino acids. The record is from RefSeq and is a predicted model, not a curated record. Gene Ontology annotation, molecular function: phosphatidylinositol-4,5-bisphosphate binding; actin filament binding. NCBI's taxonomy places the organism in Eukaryota, Metazoa, Mollusca, Bivalvia, Mytilida, Mytilidae. Gene Ontology annotation, cellular component: cytoplasm; actin cytoskeleton. The transcript is spliced from 28 exons. Gene Ontology annotation, biological process: actin filament severing; cytoskeleton organization; barbed-end actin filament capping.
AUUAAAACUAGUCCGAUAUUUAAUCUUUCACAGUUGUAAUUACACGGCUGUUUUACCAAUAUCUAUGUUGAAUUUUAACUACCAUCAAUAUUUUGUUUACCUUCUCCUUGAUCACUACACAAAGUAUUGACAUUCUUUUUCUGUUUUUAAAUUCACGACUGUCAAUUUGUACGUUGAUUGCGAAUUUCCGAGACAGUUUCGGAGACGACCGGUAGCCAUAUUCUUUUAUCAGUAUUUACAAUAAUAAUACUCUUGGAGAAGAUAAUCUUAAGUAGAACUGAUUGAGGUUAUACUUCAUAGUGUCUGGAGCUAUCAGUGGUGAAUGACCAGGAAUUCAAGUUCGUGUAUAGAAUAACUCAUUACCGGAAAAAAUACAUGACUCGUUCGGUAAAUAGUUACUAGGAUAACAUUUAACACCAGGACAAUAUAUUACUAUGAUGUACAAUAUUGCAUUGAAAUGAAAACAUGCCAAAACAUAGAACUGCAAUUGAAAGCACAGUGUGAAAUUAAUCAUAUUAAUUGAGAAUAACUGGAUAUAAUUGGAAAUUAAAUCAUGAAAUAUUCUGUGUUAGCCAGUCCAACACCAUCAAAUCAAGCUAAUCAGCCACCUACCAUUAAAACACCAACACCAGUUCCAGAUCGACCAAGUAGUCGUCCGAAAAGUGGCAGACUAUCAUCUUCUCUGAGACAUCAUGAAAUAGACGAAAAGCGAACAGUUGCAAGAAGUCCGACGUUUGUUAGUGAGCGUACAUAUACAGCAUUUGCUAGAGGAAAAAGGCCUUCAACAUCUAGAACACUAACCAGUGUCCAAUCCAGUAAUUACAAGGAUGGUAAAAUAAGUCAAAAUGGUGUUAGGACUAGUUUCAAGAUGGAUAAAAACAUCACUGGGGCAUUGCCUGCUAUGGAACCUGCAUUCGUAGAAGUGACAAAAGAAAUAGCUGGACAAUACGUGUGGAGGCUUGAGGGACGUUCACGAGUUGUUGAUCUAGAAGAACAACACCAUGGGUUUUUCCAUGAAGGAUCAGUUUAUAUUGUAUUAAAGGUGGACAGCAAUGAAACUGUUCAUUUACACUACUGGUUUGGCAAACAUAGCACUGAGAAUGACAGAAAACUCAUUGAGGAAAAAGCUCAUGAAUUAGACAGAAUUGUUCACCACGCACAUGUAUUCACGAGGGAGACGCAGCAUCAUGAAUCCAUCUGUUUUUUGAGGAAUUUCAAUGACGGUAUCAUAUACAUUGAAGGACGACCUAAAACUGCACUGUCGCGUGCCACAGUCUACGCAAAAAGAAUGUACCUAAUAGACGGACGCAAAUUCGUUCGAGCAACUUGUGUUGAACCUUCUGCUGAUCUUUUGGACAAUAAUUUAGCAUGCAUUCUGGAUGGUUUCCCUCGGAUAUAUGUGUGGAUUGGUCAGAAUUGUCCGUACACAACACGAUUGAAGGCUAUUCAAGUUGCAAAGAAGAUUCGUAACCAACAGAGAAAAGAAGUUUCACAUAUAGUGAUUAUCGAUGAAAAAGAUGUUUCUAUGAACACAGCAUUUAUAAAGAAACUACACAAUGGCGAAAAUCUACCACCAAAAGAGGAAACAAUUAACAACUUCAAUGCAAAGAUCGACGUCGAAAAUAUAGUGCUACAUAGAGUUGCUGGUGAGAGAGUCAUGUAUGAUAUGCCAGAAGCUUCUAAAAGACCUCUUAAUCAACGCUAUCUCGUGAAAAGAGACAGCUAUCUCCUGGAUACGGGACCAGAAAGUCCCCUGUAUGUAUGGGUUGGAUCACAAGCCAAUGAAAAUGCUGCCAUGAAUGGUAUAAAGAGAGGAAAGUCAUUUAAUGAACAUAAAGCUUACCCAUCACAUCAAGCUAUAUGCAGGAUAAUGGAAGAUCACGAGCCUAUAACAUUUAGAAAAAUAUUUAACGACUGGCGGGACAAAGAUACAAAACAUAGACAGCUAACAAAGAAAUAUAGUAUUGGAAAUAUAGAAAGAGCAUUGUUUUCGACAAAAGACAACAGAACUGUAGCCAAACUUGACGAAUUGUGGUCAGAAGAUUUGAUGUCAGACAUAGUACCCAAUAACGAGAUUUGGCGAGUGGGUCCAAACCAAUUGUAUGGAAUACCUUGGAAUGAACAUGGCAUAUUUAACAAUGGAAGUUGCUAUAUUGUAUUAAACCAUGUCAAGGGAAAUUCCAAGUCUUUAUAUGUUAUGUACUAUUGGUUGGGUUCAAAGUCUUCCAUAGAAUUGCAAGAAAAAACUAUGAAACAGGUUUUAUCAAAGGAUUCAGAUUUACAACAUCAAUGUAUCAUAGUUCGAGUGUUAGAUGGAAAAGAGCCAACCCAUUUUAUGAAUGUUCUUCAAAACAGUAUCAUUAUUCACGACUGUGAUUUAAAAGAUUCUAGUCAGUUUUCUACGCAGAUGUUUCGUGUUAGAGAGAUUGUAAAUGGAAAUAUGCGAGUUCUACAGGUUGUGCCAAAUAGAAGUUCUUUGAAUUCAUCAGCAUCGUUUUUAAUUAUGUCAAAAGAAGAAUGCUUCUUGUGGUAUGGAAAGAAAUCAGGAGGUCCUGAACGAGAAUAUACUAAAAGUAUGCUAGAAUUUUUAAAUCCUUCAAAAAUGUUUGAUUUUGAAGUUGUUUUGGAGGGAAGAGAAAAUAAUCGUCUUCAAGAACUUCUUGGUGCUAAUUGUGAAUAUCCCUUAGAUUUUCCCAAACCAAUAUUAGAACGGCGACAACCAAAUCUUGUUCUUUGUCAUCAUACAAAUUCAAUUUCAUUUGAGGAUAUUGUUAAUUUUCAAAAAGAGGAUCUAACAUCAGAAGACAUUUACUUUCUUGAUUCCUUUGACCAGAUAUUUAUUUGGAUCGGACAGAAUAUCGAUGAAGACGUUCGACAACAACUUUUGCAUUUACCUCAGAAAUACACAGAAGAGGAUACUGCAGGUCGUUGCAUUGCUGAUAUCAGUUUAUGGAUUAUAUCACAGAAUCAUGAACCAGAAACAUUUAUAAAACAUUUCAGGGAUUGGUGCAAUACUUCUUAUGGUGGUCAUGACGUCUAUACUUUAACACGAAAGAGAAUACGACAAGAGAAUGCUAUCAUUGACAUUGAUCAAGAGCUGGUUGACAGAAGCUAUAUGAAAUAUUCCAAGUACGCAUACAGAGAACUGAUAAAGAAAGAACCAACGGAAGAAGUGAAUAGGAGUCAUAAAGAGUUUCAUUUAACCGAAAGACAUUUUAAAGAAGUGAUGAAAAUGGGACGUCCCGAAUUUUAUCGUCUUCCAUUAUGGAAACAAGAACAAUGCAUAAAAUCUGCAAGACUUGGACACUAUGAAACGUCUGACAAUCCGUUACAUAUACGUUGUCUAUCACCAGAGUAGGAUCAUCCGUUUUGUACGUUGUCUAUCGCCAGAGUUAGACACUGGAAACAAAUAUCAUGCAUUCUUAAUUCCUCAAGAUUGAAAGCAUACAUUAUAUAUACUUAUUGGAGCAUUCAAAAGGAUAACAAACCCAUCAGACGUGAGAUAGACGUCGGACACACCAACCAUAUAGAGUGUUUUAUGGAUGCUAGUGCUUUCGUUCUUACAAACUUGUCUCUUAUACAGGCAAUUAAGAUACAGUAAACAUAGACAGCAAAUUGUUAAAAGCGUCUUGAAAUCGUGUAUGCAACAGACAAUUGUUGUAGAUUAAAUACAGAGGCGUCGGUAAAAAAAUGAGGUUUUGCCCCUUGUAGAAUUUUAAAACUACCAAUAUAUUCUAUAGUUCGCAUCUCCAUGUAAAAUUCAUUAAUUUGAUUACUAUUCAGCAAAAAUGUUCUGAUUAUAGUCAUAUAAAUCAUAAAAUCCCGCUUAUAUAGUGUUUUAGAAUUAUAAAUUCAACAACUCAAUGAUUUAAGCUACACAUUUUUACAAGCUUUUCAUUGUAGUUCUAAUGUUUUUAUUUUCAAGUGCCAAUCAAAGUGUAGUUUAUGAUACAUUUUUUAAAAUAAAAUUAUAUUAAUUAUCAAUAAUACUUUUGUGAAUAUGUUUAAUGUCAAAGACGGUGUUAUUUACACUAUGAUUGACACUUUACAUAACUUUAUGUAUUAAUGACUUUUCCUUAUAGGUAUGCACUGUGUCUUUGUACAAACAAACCUCUUGGUGACUAAUGAUAUAAAAGCGUCAUGUUUUUUACUUAUAUGGCACGCUGACCUUUCCUUUUACGAUUUUUUCGAGUGUAAUGAAGACCUUGAUAAUAAAAACAAUCAAGUGUAAUAAUCUAACACGUGAGUCUAUAACUAGCAACAUAUUUUUUUUACAUCUGGAGAUUUUAAAAUUGAGAAUGGAAAGGGGAAACAACACAACCAAAGAGGAUAAAACAGCCGAAGGCCAAUUGGUCUUCUAUUCAAUUUUGUUUCAUUGUUGGAGAAAUCUGUUCAAAAUUGGAUUCAAUAAAAUGAGUUAAAUCAUUCUCCAAAAUUUCUAUUGAAUUUAUCAAUUUUCGCCAGGUAAAACAUCUAUACAUUCGUUAAUUGGUUGAUGAUCAGUUGCUUAAUCAACAGCACUUUGAUUGAUAUGUAUGCAAACUUCCAUUUGUAAUUUUCGUUGUGCGUAUCUGGUGAAGAAAAAUGGUUACCGUUUUAUCAAAGUUUUAAAACUGAUCUACCGAUGGGAAAAUUGAAUAAAUCAUUGAAAUAUUUACAAUGGUACAAUUUAUACAUAGUUAAAUAAAUAAAGUCCUUGACAACCUCUUGGUUAUGUUAUUUUAACAGAUCUAAGUUUAUGUAACCUGAACAACAGUUAAAUGUGAUCAGUUUAAAACUCGACAACAGUUAAACAAAAACUUAUUUUGCUCUUAUUAUGAUAUUAUAUUUUCCUGUAAAGAAAUCACUAGUUUCGAAAAUCAAUCCGCAGGAUUUUGAUACAGGUUAAAUUGACCUCAUUUUAUCUAACAAAUCAAGCAAUUUAAAAUACUCUUCUUUCAAAACUAAUAGAGCUGUUAUAUACUUGUAUAAGAUUUAUAAAUCAACAGGUAUUUCUUCUAUUAUGUAAUGCAAACGAACAGUGAAUGUAUUGAUUUCAAAAUAUUUGGUAGCAGAUUUGAAUUGUCUAUUGUAGAAAUAUUACUUGAACAUGCUAUAUACAUAUUUGAUUUACAACUGUUAUGUUCACUUUUAUAAUUAGCUAUCUAAUAAAUUUAUAUGUAACGUU